GAAUUUCCCUAUUCCAUUUUAAAUAGGAAUCAAUUUUAAAUUUAGAAUUUUGAAGGAAUAGUCAUAAAUUGGUGAAAGUUAAAUGAAGUUUGUAACUUUGAAGACAGAAAAGCCCUUUCAUCGUUUUGCAUCACAAAUCCAUCAACCCCAAAUUUCAAUCGGAGUUUACAGAAGGGACGAAAAUGGCGAAAAAUGCAGCAGAUGCACGCAGUAACACUGCAGCUGUUCAAGCUACAAAUGACGACGCUUCUGCUAGCAAAUUGUCCUGUGUGAAAAAGGGGUACAUGAGAGAUGACUUCAUCCAUUUGUUCGUGAGAAGGCCUGUUAGGAGAUCUCCUAUUAUUAAUCGUGGUUAUUUUGCUCGUUUCGCUGCUUUCCGGAAGCUUCUUUUCCAGUUUCUCAAUACUGAUGAUCAUACUAGAAAGCAAGUUUUAUCACUUGGAGCAGGCUUUGAUACAACAUAUUUUCAGUUGCAGGAAGAGGGAAAAGCGCCAUAUCUAUACGUGGAGCUGGAUUUUCAAGAGGUAACAAGCAAGAAGGCAGCAUUAAUUGAGUUUCACGAUGAGUUAAGGGAAAAAGUUGGUGCAACAGCUUCGUUUUCACGAGAAAAUGGGGAAGUGCUUGGAGAUCACUACAAGCUGCUGCCUGUUGAUCUAAGGGACAUUCAAAGGUUAACUGAUGUCAUAGCUUUAGCAAACCUUGAUCCCAGCCUGCCAACAUUUAUUAUUGCAGAAUGCGUUUUAAUAUACUUGGACCCGGAGUCGAGCCGUUCUAUAGUUGGUUGGGCUGCAAAAACAUUUUCGACCACUGUAUUUUUUUUAUAUGAGCAGAUUCAUCCAGAUGAUGCUUUUGGGGAGCAGAUGAUUCGUAAUUUGGAGUAUCGUGGAUGUGGGCUCUUAGGCAUACAUGCGACACCAACUUUGGAGGCAAAAGAAAGACUUUUCCUUGAUCAGGGAUGGCAGAGGGCUAUUGCUUGGAACAUGCUGAGAGUCUACAGUGAAUUCAUCGAUUCCCAAGAAAGACACAGGAUUCAGCGGCUGGAGUUGUUCGACGAGUUUGAAGAAUGGCACAUGAUGCAGGAACAUUAUUGUGUUGCUUAUGCUAUCAACGAUGCUCUGGCCAUGUUUCAGAAUUUCGGCUUUCAUGAGAAAGACGGGAGCAAUGCCAGCUCGACAUGAUCAUGAUAAUCUGAUCAAAGAUAUGGUGCCACCAAGCUCACAACACUUUUCUGUAAGUUUGAUAAAACGAAGAUAUCUUGAAAUGUGCAUGUUGUUUAGCUCCCCCCAACUUGCAGUAGAUGAGUAGACUGUGAAAGGAAAACAACAAAGAAGAAAGGGGGGCAAAAAUGAAAUCCUUUUGUGCUACACUUUCUACAAACGGAUGAUAGCAUAAAAAAAUGUGGUCCGAGUAUGAUGCUUGACUUAUAGGGAAGAUCUAAACUUUCUAUUCUUUUGCUAUGCUCUUUGGCAAAAGAACGUGGUAGGGACCUUUUUUAAAGCACAAAACUGGUGUCACCAAUGGACUUGUGGGGACUUUGGUUCUUUGGUUGGGUCUUUUUAGUUUUUCUAAUCUUUUUCUCUCUCCUAAUUUUUUUUAUUUAUCCUUUUGGCUCUCUUGAGUCACCAGGAUGUCACUUGUUUGGUUGAUAUUGGAAAUUCUAUUCUCUAUUAUUACCCAAAUUGUCCAUUUCUUGGUCACUCAUGUGGUUAAUUAUUGCACAGUUGAUGGUGCCUUUUUUU
Molecule: messenger RNA, 1739 nt
Organism: Beta vulgaris subsp. vulgaris (sugar beet)
Lineage: Eukaryota; Viridiplantae; Streptophyta; Magnoliopsida; Caryophyllales; Amaranthaceae
Product: leucine carboxyl methyltransferase 1 homolog
Exons: 13
Coding region: 183-1178 (331 amino acids)
Biological process (GO): methylation
Molecular function (GO): methyltransferase activity
Source: RefSeq, a predicted model, not a curated record